CCAAAGCGUGGGCCGCCCUCAGAUACAUAUCUUAUUCUCAAAAUAUCUACGGCCUUUCCUCUUUUCGGAGAGACCUUUUGGUGACGUGGCCUACUCUCUAUCCCUAAUUCUUUAUCCUCUCAAAGUCUCACCCGCUCUUUUUGCACUUUUUCCUCCACGUCUGCCCUUCUUCUAACGUACGCUCCACACCCAACGGCCCAGAUUAAACUUCCAUUCCCCAGCGCAUUUUAGUAUCCGCGGCCACAAAACAAGCGACAGAUUUUUACCAACACAACAAAUGAAGCAGACGACUUCGUUUCCUCACACACUCGACCCUCGAAUUACUGGCAGUGACGGAAUAUGUUCGAUCGACGGGAGCCGAAGGUUCAAGUUGAGUAGAUGAAUUUGAUUUGUUAUGGAUCGUAUCGAACUUUCCGUUUUUGGUUCAGUUGAGUUUUCCGAUCAUCAAGUGUGAUUGAUUUCUCCGUUUCCGUUUGAAGUGUGUUGUGUUGUUAUGAUAUUGAAACUGUAAGCCUUUGUGUUUGUUUUUCGUUUUUAUGUUCCGAAAACUCUACUGAUUUGUUCUGUAUGGAGUCCGUAGAAUCAGAAACCCUAAUCCUAGAUCCUUUGUAUAUAAUUACUAUCUAAAAUCGUGCUUUGAUGGAAGUUCUCUAAUGUUGGCUCUGUGUUAGUAGUAGGAUUGAGGGUGUUUUGGUGAUUUUUUUUUGUGAAACGUAAUUGUAAAAUAUAGAGUGAAGACGAGUUGAUUUGAUUGAUGUGGAAGAUGGAUCCAAAUGAAAUUAUGUUGAGCAGAGGUGGCGGUGGAGGAAAUACUAAUGGGACGACAGGGGAGGGUUUUAUUGAUCGAAGUAAAGUGAGAAUUCUACUCUGUGACAAUGAUACGAAGAGCUCCGAAGAGGUUUUUAAACUUCUUUGUAAAUGCUCCUAUCAAGUGACUUCAGUAAGAUCACCCAGGCAAGUGAUUGAUGCCCUGAAUGCCGAGGGACCCGACAUUGAUAUUAUUCUUUCUGAAGUUGAUCUUCCCAUGCCCAAAGGCUUCAAGAUGUUAAAACACAUCAUGAGAGACAAUGCUCUGCGACGAAUUCCUGUCAUCAUGAUGUCUGCUCAGGAUGAGGUUGCUCUUGUUGUGAAAUGCUUGAGGCUUGGUGCAGCUGAUUAUCUUGUGAAGCCCUUGCGCACAAAUGAGCUCUUGAAUUUGUGGACCCACAUGUGGAGGAGACGACGAAUGCUUGGCCUGGCUGAGAAGAACAUCAUGAACUGUGAAUUCGACAUAGUGGCUUCAGAUCCUAGUGAUGCCAAUACAAACAGCACCACUCUGUUUUCAGAUGACACAGAUGACAAGUCCAACAAGAGCCCCAAUCCCGGGAUCCCUCUUUCCAUUCCUCCGGAAUCCGAGAAUAACAUGAUAACACCUCCUCCUAGUUUUGUCAACACACAACCAUUCAACUUAUCAGACAACCCCCCUAAUGUCCCGGAAAUUAACGAACAACACCGAGGGAAAGUUACAUUCGGUCCAAAAAAGAGUGAACUCAGAAUCGGUCAAUCAUCCGCCUUCUUUACAUAUGUCAAAUCAAACACAUGUAGAAGUUCCAUAACAAUCAACGAACCCAUUCCUCCACAAUUAGAAAACAAACUAACCCCGGUCAACCUUAGCGAUACUCAAGGGCAUCAUGAUUUAAUCUCGGGUCCCUCCGACCCAAUGAACUCAAAGACAUUUGAUCUGCCCGAGGCACAGAUCCACCAACCGGGCAGCAACUAUCAACAUCCGGAUGUUUCGGGUUAUAACGCGUAUUCCCCUUAUCCUUAUUACCUUCCGGGCCCGAUGAAUUUACAGAACCAUUACAAUCAUGUUAUGCAUUGCCCGCCACUGCCGCCCCAUCUGCCCGGAAUGGGAAUGGGAUCAUUCCCUUACUACCCGGUUAACCUUUGCCUGCCCGGGGCAAAUGCAAUGCAGCAGCCAUGGAUGGGAUACGGGAGUCCAUCGAAUAAUGUAAAGGUGCAUAGUAAUAAUAGUAGACUUGACCGUAGAGAAGCGGCUUUGAUGAAGUUUAGACAGAAGAGAAAAGAACGAUGCUUUGAUAAGAAAAUCAGAUAUGUGAAUAGGAAAAAGUUAGCAGAGAGGCGACCACGUGUCAGAGGACAGUUUGUGAGGAAGAUUAAUGGGAUUAAUGUGGAUCUUAAUGGCCAACCUACUUCUACUGAUUUUGAUGAUGAAGAUGAUGAUAAUGACAUUGAUGAUGAAGAAGAUGAAGAGGGUAGAGAUUCAUCUCCUGAAAACAAUUUUUCAGUUUUCCAUAACUGAAAAUUUGUUACCUAUUUUGCCAGUAUUUUCUAAUCAUAUAUAUACUAUAUUCUUGGACGACUGUUUUGCCUUUUUUCAAGUAUCUAAACUGAAAAAUGACGGAGUCG
Molecule: messenger RNA, 2409 nt
Organism: Lactuca sativa (garden lettuce)
Lineage: Eukaryota; Viridiplantae; Streptophyta; Magnoliopsida; Asterales; Asteraceae
Gene: TOC1
Product: CCT motif -containing response regulator protein
Biological process (GO): phosphorelay signal transduction system; cytokinin-activated signaling pathway
Molecular function (GO): protein binding
Source: RefSeq, a predicted model, not a curated record